GGAAUCAUAAAUCAAUAUCAGGUAUGCUGAAAUAAAAACUAAAAAAACGGUGUCAUCACUUCGAGAAAAUUGAGAGGGGGAUCUUGAAAUAUCCGCCCGGCAUCUCCCCUCUCUCUGUCUCUCUCUCUCGCCUAUAUACAUACACACACCUCCUUUGCGUACCUAACUUUGAAUUCACACGACAUCAAUGUCCGCUAUUCAAAUCCACUAAUUUUGCCCUCUUGUCUUAUCCCCUCUCUAUUUCUUUUCCAUUUUUACACAAACACGCGUACUCUUUUAACCUUUUCUUCUUUCCAUAACUAUCUCUUGUCUCAAUUCAGGAGGAUGACGAAAUCAGUUGGAGCCGAUUCGAGGAGAGCUUCGACGGAUUCGAGUGAAUUGCAGAGCGAGAGAGACUCGUCGGGAAAGGGGAAGAGGCUUUGGAAAAAAGUCAAGUAUCAGCUUGUUGAGUAUCACUCGUUGCCUGCUUAUUUGAAGGACAAUGAGUUCAUUUUAGCUCAUUAUCGAUCCGAAUGGCCUAUCAAGCAUAUUUUUAUGAGCAUUUUUACCAUUCAUAAUGAGACUCUCAACGUCUGGACUCAUUUAAUCGGUUUCUUCCUCUUCCUCGUUCUUACAAUCUAUACUGCAAUGGAGGUUCCAAAAGUUGUUGAUAGCAAUACCCUACAACAUCUACAUGAUGUAUUGAGAAAAGCUGACAUGCACAAAUUGCGUGAGGAUCUUUUGACAUGUCUUCCUUCCUUUCCAACCCUCCCAGAUCUACACAAUUUUCGAGAUGCAUUGAAGAAUUCAUUGCCAUUGACAGAUUUACUAACAUCACUAUCAAACUGGCAUAUCGUAGAACUCUUAACCAACUGUCUGCCAGAGAGUUUCUCUCACAUCAAUCACACUGAUAAUUGUGUUCUGCGUAAUGUGAAGGAUGAUAUGGUGAGCAUGAUAGCACCCCAGACAACGAGACAGAUCACACGAUGGCCAUUUUAUUCCUUCAUGGGUGGGGCUAUGUUUUGCUUAUUGGCAAGCAGUGUGUGCCACUUGUUCUCGUGUCACUCCAAGCGCUUAUCAUAUGUCAUGCUCAGGAUAGAUUAUGCUGGGAUUGCUGCCUUGAUCUCAACAUCUUUUUAUCCUAUCGUUUAUUAUUCUUUCAUGUGCUAUCCCUUUUUCUGCAUGUUUUACAUGGGAUUCAUAACCAUCUUAGGUGUUGCCACAGUCUUAGUUUCCCUCCUUCCAGUGUUUGAUAGACCUGAGUAUCGAAGUGUUCGUGCAGCCUUGUUUUUUGGAAUGGGCUUUUCAGGAGUGGCACCAGUCCUACACAAGCUUAUUUUGUUUUCGCACCAGCCAGAGGCACUGCAUACAACAGGGUACGAGAUUCUGAUGGGGGUUUUCUAUGGCAUCGGGGUGCUGGUUUAUGCAAUGAGAAUACCAGAGCGCUGGAUGCCCGGAAAGUUUGACAUAGCAGGGCAUAGCCACCAGCUGUUUCAUGUACUCGUCGUGGCUGGGGCUUAUACCCAUUAUUGUGCUGGGUUGGUUUACCUCAAGUGGCGGGACAUGGAAGGGUGUUGAGCAUCAGCAGUAAAAUAAUUCUUUUGUAUGUAACUGUAAUUGCAAUUGUAAUGCCGACUAUAAAUGCUUAUAUACUGUUGUAGUAAAAUACUAAAUAAACUCCACAUAUGUAAUACCGGGUGUGCUCUGUAUAAAUGUCUCCUGCAUUUUA
Daucus carota subsp. sativus is the source of this 1708-nucleotide messenger RNA. Its product is annotated as heptahelical transmembrane protein 4. NCBI's taxonomy places the organism in Eukaryota, Viridiplantae, Streptophyta, Magnoliopsida, Apiales, Apiaceae. Gene Ontology annotation, cellular component: membrane. Gene Ontology annotation, biological process: response to hormone. Gene Ontology annotation, molecular function: signaling receptor activity. The transcript has 4 exons. The coding region runs from base 325 to 1557 and encodes 410 amino acids. The record is from RefSeq and is a predicted model, not a curated record.